AGUGCGCGUGCGCGGUGACGCGCGGGGCCGUGCCCGCUAUAUGAGCCCCGGCAGGCGCUGACUCGGCCCUUUCCGCCCCGCUCCCGCCCCGCGCCCGGGUCGCUGCGCUGAGACCCCGCGCCCCCACCGCCCCCCGCCGCCGCCAUGAUCAUCUACCGGGACUGCAUCAGCCAGGAUGAGAUGUUCUCGGACAUCUACAAGAUCCGGGAGGUGGCGGACGGCCUGUGCCUGGAAGUGGAGGGGAAGAUGGUCACCAGGACAGAGGGUCAAAUUGAUGACUCUCUAAUUGGUGGCAAUGCCUCUGCUGAAGGUCCUGAGGGAGAUGGAACAGAAGCCACGGUCAUAACUGGUGUUGACAUAGUAAUUAACCACCACCUUCAGGAGACCAGCUUCACAAAAGAAUCCUACAAGAAGUACAUCAAGGAUUACAUGAAAGCAAUCAAAGCCAGACUUGAGGAACACAAGCCAGAGAGAGUAAAGCCUUUCAUGACCGGGGCUGCAGAACAAAUCAAACACAUCCUUGCCAACUUCAAAAACUACCAGUUCUUUGUAGGGGAGAACAUGAAUCCAGAUGGAAUGGUGGCUCUCCUGGAUUUCCGUGAGGAUGGUGUGACCCCAUAUAUGAUUUUCUUUAAGGACGGCUUAGAAAUCGAGAAAUGUUAACAAAUCAAACAGUAUGGUUUUGGAUCACUUGUCUUCAUAGCUGGCUGCUGUUUCUUCUUCAUCGGCACAACACCAGGAAUCAGCAAUGUCUAACAACUGGACUGAUGUCAUCUUGAGCUUUAUUCACUUAUUUUUGACCCUGAUUUGGAGUGGAGGCAUUGUUUUCAAAAACAAAAAAAACAUCUAUCAUGUAGGUUGUCUAAAAUAAAACUCAUUUAAACCCA
Messenger RNA from Catharus ustulatus (Swainson's thrush), 887 nucleotides. It is a transcript of the gene TPT1, whose product is annotated as tumor protein, translationally-controlled 1. Gene Ontology annotation, molecular function: calcium ion binding. The record is from RefSeq and is a predicted model, not a curated record. Bases 145 to 663 code for a protein of 172 amino acids. The transcript is spliced from 6 exons. Gene Ontology annotation, cellular component: cytoplasm. Lineage: Eukaryota; Metazoa; Chordata; Aves; Passeriformes; Turdidae.